AUGGCAGAGGCGGCAGCGUUGCGUGAGGAUACAGCCGCCGAGAGUGCCUGCCUAGAGCGAGCAGAAUCCUUGGUACGCGCGGUGUCUACAAACUACACCAUCCUGGACUGGCUCAGCACGCAGUGGCCUACGUUCAGGAUACUACAUCGGUUGCAGUUCGGCUUGCUCCCCGAGGAGGCGGCCGCAGUGGAGGGCUUCUGGCUGCAAGAAGACCUUGUCCCAGAGGAUCCGGACACAGGUGGGCGGAUGAAGUUUGCCUUCAACAAGGGCUUCAUCAGGCCUGAUGCGCUGUACAUUGAUGUUGCGGCAGACAUUGUCGGUACAGAUAUGCUGAGAACUCUGCCGGCAUUCUUCGGGAUGCGUGCUGCGCGGCCUGGUGAGAGGUGGAACGUGGGGCUUGCAUACACCUCGAACGACUACGGCGAUCUCAUUCCGUCAAAGGACCUGUGGCGCCUCAGGGGUACCAGGCAGAAACUCGUUUUCGUCCCGGACCUCCAAGAGGUCAUCGGCGAGAAGGACCAGCAGUGCCGGGCGUACUACGACGCGCUUGACACGUGGCAAGUCAGUGACAGCCUGGCGAGCGAGGUGGGGGGCAUGCCAAAGUGUUUCGACAUGCCCGGCGCUGCAGAAGAGCUGCGCGCCUUCGCGUCGGCGACCCCGAAGAAGGCCCGCUUGGGUCAGGUGGAGGAGGCUUUGAGAUCCAUGGUGCCGGCCAAGGGCGGCGGUGAAGAGGACCCACUCCGUCGCCUCCAGAAUCUUCAAAAGAACCUGGAAGAUGGCUACAGCGUCUCCUCCAGCGAGCUCCUGCAGACGCAGUCGGAGCGCUUCGAGGAGGCUCUCUUCACAUCAGAAGGAGAUGAGAUACGCGAUGGAAUUACGACCAAAGGGCCCUGCUACGAGCUUCAGCACUCUGUUUGGGAUGCCUGUCUGUUUAUCGGACUACCAGCUUUGAGCAAAUGUGACUCCGUGCUGGCUGGGUUUCUGCUGCUGCUGAACAUGAUCACUCAGAUCGGCUUCGUCGUGGUGGUCCGUCACCGCAUGCUGGAGGACGUCCUACAGCCAGAUCAGCUAUCGGAGCUCCUCCGAUUCCGAACGAACGUGGCCCACGAUGUCAGGUAUGCCGACCUCGUUGGAGGUCGUUCCAUGGCAAGGCAAGUCUGCAGCGAGGAUGAUUCUCUUCAAUGGGCGAAUAUGCAAACAGGGGUGAUCGCGGAUCUGAAUGACUACAUCUCCAUCGGGCCUAUCUUGGCGAUGCUGGCCAUCGGCUGCUGGCUUUCCACGACCCUCCGGGAGUUGUUCAACAUCACGGGCUUCCUCAGCGCCAUCCACAGAUACCCAUCAGGCGAGAUCACCGUGAUAGCACCCGGCGAGGACGGCGACAGCGGGAGCGUUGUCAUCACGCAGAUGUCAAAAUUUCGGAAGGUCAUGCUCUUCAUCUUUGUCGCGUUGCCUCGCCUGGUGGUGGCUGUGUCCCUCGCGCUCACAGGCACAAAAUACCUUGCGAACACUCUAAGCCCGGCAGACUUGAUCCUCAAUGCGGUGGCCCUGGCCUUCAUCCUGGACCUCGACGAGUUGGUGGAGUCGGCCUUUAUGCCAAGAAGGGCACGCUUUCUGCUGGACGCCUUGGGGACACUGCCCAUCGCCCGCCUGGAUAUCCCAGGUAUAGGCCGCAUGCGCGGGGGCUUCCAGGAGCGCAUGAAGAAUCUGCUGAAAGUUGCCCUUCUUCUUGUGGGUCUCUCUUUGGCGUGGAUGUGUUUUCUCCAGCCACUGUACGACCGGGUGCAGCUGGCGCACAAUAUUCUCUGCAGUGGCAGGCAAGACUUCAUCUACACCGUCAACGCGGCGACUGGCCUCGUCGAGGCUACAACUACAUUCUCGGACACCGUUCCCUUGACUGCCAACCAGAAGAGUGUACUGAGACUGGCAGAUGUGGAUUUGUUUGCCAUUCCGGACUGGUACGAGGAACAAGAGAUUGAAAAGUUCCAGAAGAACGGGGAACCAGCUAUCCUUCACACAGCCGACGAUAGCGAGGAGGCCAGCAUGAAGUUGCUCUUCCAGGUUUUGAUGUUGGAGAAAAGUGAUGUCGAGAAAGCAGCGUCGCGUCUCCCAUGCGCAGAUGACUCAUUUCCGGCUGGCCUUGUCAGGGAUCGCUUGAGGGACAUGACCAACAACUCUGUGAGCAGCUGCAAGGAAUUGGUAGAGAAGCCGGAACUGUGCGCAGACAUGAUCAUGAAUCCCUUGCGGUCCCUCUGCCCGCAAACUUGUGGCUGUGAUGACCCUAUCGCUUCCGCAGCUGCGGCAUUCGCGACUGUUCCUUUUGGCUGUCCGAAGAUGUGCAUGCCACUGAGGGCGAGCUCCAGAAAGCUCAAAUAUGCGCCUUGUACGGACAUGACUCCGGUGCAAAUGGCUUCGAGCAGCUAUAUGAAGCGUUAUUUUCACGGUCUCUAUGAGGUGAAGCUCGGGAAUGAAGAGAUCGCGAAUGCCAGCACGAACGAGUACAUGAUGAGUUUGAAUAACAGCUACUACAACCUUCUGCCGGGCCCGAACAAAACGGAGUCGCUGCUUGAAGCCGGGGAGUUCUACAGAAGUGGUGGCUGGCAUCGCGCCAUGGCAGCUGCGAACUUUAUCCUAGGCCCCGGUAUCCCACAUCCGCGUGGGCUUACGGGCUGCGCUUUCUUGGAUUCCGAAGAAGUGAAACACUUGGCAGGUGGCGACUUAUGCUUCCCGCGAACGGAUGGAGAUCUGGUGGUGUCUCUUCGCAUGCAAUGUCCGGUGACCUGUAGCUGCAAAGCAGACGAACGCGAAUGUGCCUGGGGUGGCCGAGGGAUUGAGAUUCGCUUCGGCGUGCACCAUCUCCUUGGUGCUGACGAGGUUCCAGAGGCUUCGGCUACCUGUGAUUUCCUGCCGCUGGAGGAUGCGCAGUGCUUGGGUCUCGAAGCCGGGCCUGAGGGGUCCUCAGCAACUCCGGCGACAUGCAGCGAGGCCUGCUGCGGCCUGGGUAGUGCCUGUGAAGCCUGGAACUGGCGCGAUGCCGAGGGCUGCUGGGUUGGCAUUCCGCGCUUCUGUACCGAUUCCAACCCGAUGUACCUCGGGGGCUGGCGGGGCGGCAAGCGUCCCCGCGGUGCGCCAGAAGCUGUUCUGAGCUCUUCUGCCAAGCAGAGAGCGGUGGUGCAGCAGUACAUCUUGGAUCCCGUGCUUUACCAGCUGGAAGGCGUUUGGCCGCCCGUCACGGUGAAAACGGACAUCCGCAUCUACGGCACAGUGGUCUCCAUGGACCCCUUCCGUUUCUACAUCAGUGAGUAUGGAUACUUUCGAUCUGGAUUUCUGGAAAAGAACUAUUCGGCAUCGAACGAUGACGACUUUCAGGACGCGUUAAUGCACGUGACCCACCACAUUCCCAAGAUUGAGGCGGGCACCUACCAGUGCCCCACAGCCCCCAGCUGGGGGCAUCCGCAGGGGGCUGAGCACGAUGCCGGAUCGGGAGGUUCCCUGCACAAGUGGUUCAAAAUCGCCCAGGAGCAGAAUGGUCUGGACCCAAAGAUGGUCUGGAAAAACAUCAAGCUCGCCUUGUCGAUAUUCUUGCUGGGCACGAGAGACAAGCUGGAUUGCGCCUCAAACGCCAUUCCCCACGCUUGUGGCUCAGUCGGCUUUCACUUCUUUGCCGACUUGGUGGUGGAUCGCCGCGGCCGGGCUUACCUCAUGGAGAUCCAUCCGACCCUGGCCGUGAAGUCCCCGGGCUUGGGCGACCCGGAAGCUGGCUGGGUCGAGGUCCUGACCAGAUCGACCCGGCAGGGCACCGUUGGCUCCCUGGCGAUGAGCUUUAUCGGCUGGGCCAAUGCUCCUUACCGUCGCUGGGUGGAGUCGCUGCUGCGCCCGCAUUUUCGCUCCAAGCAUCGCUGGCGUCUUGAGCUUCAAGGCUUCACGCGCCGCCUGAAGCGGCAGCGUUCGACGAUGCCAGGCUGGAGUGGCGAGGCGCCCUCCAUCAUCGGCCUCCUCUCCAAGGUGCUGGUGGAGGAGCACCUGGCUUGCCGUCUCGCAGUUGUGCAGGUGCUGCCGGCCAUGUGGUCGGAUGUGGCUUCGAUCGUGGGUCCCAAGCGCGAAGGGGGCGAUCCCUUCGCAGGCUUGCGGGGCUUCUAUCGCCUGUUGGCUGCUGCACGCCGGGUGAUCGCCGGGCGCACGCCAGAUGGAGACCUCCGGCCAAAGCAAUGCGAAGCCGUGGACUUCAACCUCGGCAGUGUUUGGGAUCAGCCAUGGGAGCGUAGCUCCCGGCGAUUCCAGAUCUGA
Messenger RNA from Symbiodinium sp. CCMP2456, 4284 nucleotides. The record is from the annotation of a GenBank genome assembly. Lineage: Eukaryota; Dinophyceae; Suessiales; Symbiodiniaceae.